AUGCGUCGCUUAUCUGCUGAUAUCCCCGAAUACGACUUGCUGCACGCUAUCGGAGUUCCAUUUAGCAAUCCGAAGACCCAGUACUUCGAUGAAGGCCUCGACGGUUUUCCGGCUUACGGGCUCAAGCCGGGAUCUGAUAUUAAAUCUCCGUAUCGACUCUUUAUGCCCGAGAAACUUUACGCUGAAUUCUCUAUAACGGCUACUGUACGACCGGCAAAUAAGGACGGCGGAUUCCUCUUUUCUGUCGUUAACCCUUUGGAAACUGUUGUUCAGCUCGGUGUACAGCUUAUACCGUCUGGUCCCGGGUUGACGAAUAUUUCUUUGCUAUAUACAGAUGCGAAUAUUUACGCGUUAUCUCAAACAAUCGCUUCGUUCGUGGUACCUUCGUUUUCUAAGAAGUGGACACGGUUCGCAUUGAGAGUAACAAAUGAUAAUGUAACGUUAUUUCUUAAUUGCUUAGAGUUUGAUACGGUUGUUGUUAAGAGGAAUCCGCAGGAAUUAGUCUUUGAUUCUGCUUCGACUUUGUACGUUGGUCAGGCGGGUCCCCUCAUCUCUGGAGCUUUCCAUGUAAGUACCUAA
This is a messenger RNA of Pieris macdunnoughi, 579 nucleotides long. Lineage: Eukaryota; Metazoa; Arthropoda; Insecta; Lepidoptera; Pieridae. The record is from the annotation of a GenBank genome assembly.